Suillus bovinus is the source of this 741-nucleotide messenger RNA. RefSeq lists its product as uncharacterized. The record is from RefSeq and is a predicted model, not a curated record. NCBI's taxonomy places the organism in Eukaryota, Fungi, Basidiomycota, Agaricomycetes, Boletales, Suillaceae. Bases 1 to 741 code for a protein of 246 amino acids. The transcript has 4 exons.
AUGUGUUUGGCCAUCACAAAUGCAGGGCAUAAGGAAUCCAAUGACUUUCCUGGACCAACAACUACCAAUGACAACCCCGUCAAUGACAUUCCUGGACCGGCCAUGCCUACUACACCCAUGAUCGCUCCUUCAGCACUGGCCAUUGUCCCUGCAAAUGCUACCACUACUCCCAAUCCUGCAACCCUCUUGCCGGCUAUUCCAGCCCCUGGACCACCUGUGGCAUCUGAAUCUGCAGGUGCAGCUGCUGCCACUGUGGCCUCUGAAGACUCUGGACCUGGAGUACCUGAUGAUGUACCAGUGGUAGUGACAGCCCCAUCUUCUGGUCGUCAGGGCCGAGGAAGGAAGGCAGGGAUGCUGGCACCUGUAUCUAGUGGAUCAUAUCAACUUCAUGUGUUUUUGACUGUCCGGCAAGUCACAGACUCCUACCACAGUUACAUUGGCUCAGCUACUAUUGCCAUUGUCAUUGCAUAUCUCAAAUCUCAAGACUCACUCAAGGAUUCUGACGACAAUCGCACAGAAUUUGCCCAGUUCACACUCAACAAACUCCAAUUCUUAUACAAAAAAGCCAAUGGCAAUGACAAGUCUAAAUUCCAGGGCCUCUAUCAAGGUGCAUUCGCAGUCCAAACAUUUGGAGCAUACUUCACUGCAAUUAACGGCACUCACAAGGUCCUUGGGUUAGUGGACAAGUCAGGGGUCUCAUCUAAUCCUGCUAGGGGUCCUGCAUUCACUGCUUCUAAUUAG